Messenger RNA from Fusarium oxysporum Fo47, 2718 nucleotides. RefSeq lists its product as uncharacterized. The record is from RefSeq and is a predicted model, not a curated record. Bases 325 to 2451 code for a protein of 708 amino acids. Gene Ontology annotation, molecular function: GTPase activator activity. Gene Ontology annotation, biological process: activation of GTPase activity. NCBI's taxonomy places the organism in Eukaryota, Fungi, Ascomycota, Sordariomycetes, Hypocreales, Nectriaceae. The transcript is spliced from 2 exons.
CUUCAUUUUGGCCCUAUUAUUUCGUUCUCGCAAACCCCAGCAUUUUUGAAACGGCUCCCUCCGACCCCGACAUUCAGUGCCCAUAACAACGGUUACCGCCAAAACCGACAAAGCAAAGCAUCCUAGCACGGCGCCGCCGAACAAAACAGAAGCGCCGCCCAAGCCAAACAACGACCACAUCGCAAGCCACGAUCUCGAACCAAUUCACUCUUAAUUGACGAACAAAAGACCCAAAUCAGAAGAGGUCUACUUGCUUGAGAUCCUCCGGGCGAGUCGACAGAGUCCUCUCGUCCAGCCAUUUGUCCUUCCCCUGGAGAUGCGACAAUGAUCCGUACUCUUGAUAUCGGCAGUGUUCUCCCCAGCCCCGACUCUCCGCCAGGGAUGACGACUUCAAAGAGCUCCAAGACUUCCUCAUUUCAAUCUUUCGACAGUGACGAUGGCAGCGUCUUGGCCGACGUUGGUCAUUUUGAGGAAAUUGGUCUCGACGACGACACCGUGACCCUGAAGAGCCCAUCGAAGGUCGAUGUCCGUCCCACUCUAGCCAAAGCCCCCUCGAGCCGAACCCUCGCAGCAGGCAAAACUGCCUCCAAAGCCCGACCACCAUUCCCAACCCUCGAGACAAAUGUAUAUACCUCCAACCCCAGAAGCACCAAUUUGAGCGCGUUGACCGAGCCUCUUUCUGCUACACGACCAAAGACAUUGACAAGCCCAUCCUCGGCAUCUCUCCCAUUUCCUCGACGGCGAAGCCCAAGCCCUGCCUAUUCGCUCAACCCGAGGGAUCCGAGAGACCCGAGUUUCCCUCAAAAGCCUCGCCGAGGCAGCUGGCAGGCCGGCCGCGAUCGCAAGUCUUUUACCGACCUUGAGCGAGAAUGUGAUGAAGACGAUGGCGAUGAUAUCCCCGACGGCAUGUUCCUGGACAAUGUGCCACUCUCCCCCCGGCCCAUGCAAGAGCGCACGCCUAGUCGGCCAUCCUCCGUUUCUCCGUCCCCCAAUCGAUCCAAAGAACGAGUUAGAAGUGUCGGUAAUGGAACACCCGCGGUCGCGCAAGCUCAAGGCUCUCUUCGAUCGCCAACUUGGAAGACUGAUGACAAUCCUCGCAGCCCAGCCAAGCAACGGGCACACAGCUGGAACGCCGCGUUGGCGGAAUUGAACGCCGAGGCCAAGACGUUAACAGAGAAGCUCGAGGAACACGCCAACGAAAUGGAGGAACAGCAGGCCAAGCGCCCCGCGAAUCAGCGCCCCAACACCUGGAAUGCUACUCAACGAUCUGUCGACACGUUUGACAAGAAGCAGCGUGUCAAAUCAACUCCCGAACUGCCACCUCUUCGCAAGACAAAUAUCAUGAUCGACCCUCUUCCCGUUUCGAAGGAGAAGGAGGCUGUUCUUAGCCGGACACGACCCUCGUGGCUGCCACCCAAAGACCCCGCCGAGGAGCGCCGGCAUCUGAAGGAAUAUCAAAAGAUGAUGGCGGCAAGUGCCAAGGCUGAGGAGCGACGCGAAGCCUCACGAAAGGCCAAGAUCGAGGGACGAGACAGCACAGCUGACAACCUGAUGCAAAUUUGGGAGAGAGACGUGAUCCCACGUUGGAGCGAUGCCAUUCGCGAGCGUAGGACAAGAGAACUAUGGUGGAAGGGAAUCGCACCUCGAAGCCGCGGUCAAAUCUGGGGUCGAGCAAUCGGCAAUGAACUGGGACUGUCAGAAACGUCAUUCAAAGCAGCACUUGCUAGAGCUCAAGAGAUUGAAGGCAGAGUCAAGGACGAUAAGGGCGACGCGGAGGAUGCCAGAAGGGCAAGAUGGUUUCAAGAUAUCCGAAGGGAUGCUGCACAGAAGACGUGGGAGGAUCUCCGGAUUUUUGAAGUUGAAGGACCAUUGCACCAAAGUCUUGUUGAUGUGUUGAGUGCAUAUGCCAUGUACAGGAGCGACAUUGGCUAUGUCCGUGGUUGCAACACCAUCGCUGCCUUACUGCUCCUGAACUUGCCCGAUGCCGCGUCUGCAUUCGUCGCACUCGCCAACGUCCUCAACCGCCCAUUGCCUCUAUCCUUUUACACUGGAGAUCCGGGUGCACAAGCGUCCGCAUUCAACCUCAUCAUGCAGACACUUUCUCUCAAGUCUGCCCCUCUUCAUGCGCACCUCACCAAGAAGAUCCCUACUGCCGAAUUGGAACGAUCUUUUUCAGGAAUUUUGACAGCCAUUUUCACACAACACUUGGCGAUAGAUGAAGCAGCCCGUCUUUGGGACGUAUAUGUCUUUGAAGGAGAUGCACUCCUAAUUCGAGCUGCUGUUGCACUUCUUCUCAGCAGGGAGAUGACGCUUCUCGGCGCUAAGACUGCCGACGAAGUGAAGACAAUUCUUGAUGGAAGAAACGCCAAGGUCUCUUCGGCCAGAGUCGCCGGAGAGGUGGGUGCCGAGGACAAGUUUAUGAUGUCAGUCCGUGAGGCAGGAAAAGCUUAGGCGUUUGAUCGGGCCACCCGUUUGGAAAGGCUCCUGGGGCUUGAGAAUCAAGCUGUACAUUUGGGAUAGAUGGUGGACAUAUCUGCUCCAUUUCACGGCGUUUACUACAUGGAAUGUGCGGGUAUUUGGUUGGACGUAGAAGGCAUGCUUAUGAGAGGUCUCGUGAGACUAUAGAGCGAUUUUAUCUUCGUAAUUUACCGUCAUCCACGGUUGGAUGACGAGAUUUUGAAUCAACAUAUUUGAUGAUCACUCAUCCGGUCCUUGUGC